UAUAUAUAUUCAGUUCCAUCGCUGCCAACCGAAUACGUGUUGAUUUGUGUUUUCCUGAGGGAAUCUGGAAGACUGGUUGCCAGUUUUUACAGUAGACUGAUCAAGAAGAAGAGAGGCCAAACUCUGAAAUUUUUCCUCGGGAGUUUGGCUCCACUUAUCUAAGAAAAUAAAGACCUACCCCAGAUUGAAUGAGGUUUUUUCUGGGGUGAGGGAACCUGAUAAAUUCGGUUUUUAAUAAGGUAAAGACCCUGUUCUGUGUUCUCACUGUUAACGCAAUCCUGUGCAGAAGAUCUAGAAUAGUAGAGGAGCAGAAGCAGCAGGAGAUAAACAACUGUAUCCAGAUGGGGUUCUCUGAUGAAUGAAGACGUACUGCUCAAGGAGGAACGAAACAAUUCAAUUAGAAGCCAUGGAUACGGAAGAACCGAAAGAGAAGAAAGAGAUGGAGGGGCUGAAUUUGGAAGAGCUGCAGGAAGAAGCGGCGGAGGAGUGGAAGAGAGUUCCGCCAUGGACUAGGCAGAUUACAUUACGCGGACUUAUCGCGAGCUUCGUGAUCGGGGUCAUCUACAGCGUCAUAGCAAUGAAGCUCAACCUCACCACCGGCCUCGUUCCUAACCUCAAUGUCUCUGCUGCGCUUCUCGCUUUCGUUUUCAUACGGUCAUGGACGAAGCUGCUUCAGAAGGCUGGAAUCGUUUCCACCCCUUUCACGCGGCAGGAGAACACCGUAAUCCAGACUUGCGCAGUUGCAUGUUACAGCAUUUCUUUAGGAGGUGGUUUCGGGUCUUAUCUUUUGGGAUUGAAUAAGAAGACAUACGAACAGGCAGGGGUUGAUACAGCAGGAAACGCUCCAGGAAGCUACAAGGAACCCGGCCUUGGUUGGAUGAUUGGUUUUCUUUUUGUAGUUAGCUUCGUUGGACUUUUGGCCUUGGUUCCUCUCAGAAAGAUCAUGAUAAUUGACUAUAAGUUAACCUACCCAAGCGGUACUGCAACUGCUGUUCUUAUCAAUGGUUUCCACACUUCUCGGGGAGACAAGAUGGCUAAAAAGCAAGUCCGAGGUUUUUUGAAGUUCUUUUCAAUGAGUUUCCUUUGGGGAUUCUUCCAGUGGUUCUACUCUGGGGGGGAGCAAUGUGGAUUCUCACAGUUCCCUACUUUCGGAUUGAAAGCAUGGAAGCAAACAUUCUUCUUUGAUUAUAGCAUGACCUACGUUGGAGCAGGGAUGAUCUGUUCACAUGUUGUGAACUUUUCUCUGAUUUUGGGAGCAGUGCUCUCCUGGGGGAUAAUGUGGCCACUGAUAAGUGGGCUUAAAGGAGACUGGUUCCCCAUGACUUUGCCAGAAAGCAGCAUGAAGAGUUUGAACGGUUACAAGGUUUUCAUCUCCAUUUCUCUCAUUCUUGGAGAUGGGCUCUACAAUUUUCUCAAGAUACUGCUUUUCACCAUAAGGAGUAUUCAUGACAGGAUGAACAAAAGGAACUUGAACACAGCUGCAGAUCAGAGUAGUAAGUCACUGGAUGAGCUUCAAAGAAACGAACUAUUUGUGAGGGAAAGAAUUCCUCUAUGGGUCGCUUGUGUGGGAUAUGCCUUUUUGUCCAUCAUCUCCAUCAUUAUAAUCCCACUGAUGUUUCCUCAGGUGAAAUGGUACUAUGUUGUAGUAGCCUACAUACUUGCUCCAUCUCUUGGCUUCUGCAACGCUUACGGUGCUGGUCUAACGGACAUGAAUAUGGCCUAUAACUAUGGGAAAGUGGCCCUUUUUGUGAUUGCCGCUGUAGCUGGAAAAGACUCUGGUGUGGUAGCGGGCCUUGUGGGAUGUGGCCUGAUUAAAUCCAUUGUUUCCAUCUCCUCUGAUCUGAUGCAUGACUUAAAAUCUGCUCAUCUCACUCACACCUCUCCUCGCUCAAUGCUCCUAAGCCAAGCUGUUGGAACUGCCAUGGGCUGUGUGGUUGCUCCUCUUACCUUCUUUCUGUUCUACAAAGCUUUCGAUGUAGGCAAUCCUGAUGGGGAGUUCAAAGCCCCAUAUGCCAUAAUUUACCGAAAUAUGGCAAUUCUUGGUGUUGAGGGCUUCUCUGCAUUGCCCCGACAUUGCUUGCAGCUUUGUUAUGGCUUCUUUUCCUUUGCAGUUGGGCUCAAUUUAGUGAGGGACCUAUCCCCACCGAAGUAUGGGAGGUUGGUUCCAUUACCAAUGGCCAUGGCAGUGCCUUUUCUAGUUGGGGCCUACUUUGCGAUUGAUAUGUGUGUUGGGAGCUUAAUUGUGUUUGCAUGGCACAAGCUCAAUAGCAAGAAGGCUAGUUUGAUGGUCCCUGCAGUUGCCUCUGGUUUGAUCUGUGGGGAGGGGUUGUGGAUCCUCCCUUCAUCUAUUCUUGCUUUAGCCAAGGUUAAAUCUCCCAUCUGCAUGAAAUUCUUGGCAACUUAGUGCAGGAAUUCUCAAGAGGAAAUUUUACGUAAUAGUGAAGGAACGACAACAAGGAGAAAAAAUUGCUUACUGCAAGUUCUAGUUUCAAAGUGCAGCACUGUGUCGGAUAUAUUGUAGUUCAAGAUAAUUAGUAUAUCUGCAAAAUGAAAAUGGGGAGAUGAUCCCCUUCUCUUUUACUUUUUCUCUAAAUGUAAUUCAGAAAAAAAAAUGUAGAUGUCAAAUUGUAAGCUAAAGCUGAGAGUUACGGUUUGUCCUUGUAAGAGCACAUGUAGGAGAAAAGAACUGAUUACUCAUAUGGUGCAUAGGACACAACACACUACUCACUAAGCUGAAAGUGUACGAUUUAUGAACUUAUCAAUAUGUGGAUGAUCAAACCCACCAUUCAAUGGAUUAGUC
This is a messenger RNA of Nelumbo nucifera (sacred lotus), 2800 nucleotides long. Its product is annotated as metal-nicotianamine transporter YSL2. Gene Ontology annotation, cellular component: plasma membrane. NCBI's taxonomy places the organism in Eukaryota, Viridiplantae, Streptophyta, Magnoliopsida, Proteales, Nelumbonaceae. Gene Ontology annotation, molecular function: iron-nicotianamine transmembrane transporter activity; oligopeptide transmembrane transporter activity. The record is from RefSeq and is a predicted model, not a curated record. Gene Ontology annotation, biological process: seed development; response to iron ion.